UGCAAGACUCAUAUGUCAGCGAUGUUUCUCAAGACUUUGCUCUUCCUGUUCCUCCUCCACCGAGCAGUUGCAGACUCUUGUGGUGGUAAUGAUGGGUUCACCUUCAAUGGAUUCCGUUGCCACAAUAUUGCUCCCGACGGGAUCGCGUCGAUCACCUCCGACGGGCUUCUCGUGGUCACCAACAAUACAAUCCAGUCGAUGGGCCACGCCUUCUACCGAACCCCACUUCGCUUCAGAGAUUCUCCUAAUGGUACCGUCUUCUCCUUCUCCACCACUUUUGUGUUUGCCUUCAUCUCAGAACUCGCGGAUCUUGGCGGGGAUGGGAUGACCUUCUUAGUUUCCCCCACCAAGGACUUCUCCGGAGCCUUAGGUAAUCAGUAUUUAGGCCUCUUCAAUUCAAGCAGCCGCGGUAACUCGACCAACCAUGUCCUUGCGAUCGAGCUUGACACAAUCGGUAACCCCGAAUUCCAAGAUAUCGAUGAUAACCAUGUCGGGAUCAAUAUCAACGACAUGAAAUCUAAUGAGUCCCGCACUGCUGGUUAUUAUCUGAAUGACACUGGUUCGAUCGAAAAUCUAAGCCUCAGUAGCGGCCAAACCAUGCAAGUUUGGGUAGACUAUGAUAGCCAUGAGAUGCUACUUAACGUGACCUUAGCUUCAAUCCCAAUGGCCAAACCCCAUAGACCUCUCUUAUCUGCGGUCGUCAAUCUUUCAAGCGUGUUGUUGGAAACGAUGUAUGUUGGAUUUUCCUCCUCCACUGGUCCUUGGCUAACAUCUCAUUACGUCCUUGGUUGGAGUUUUAAGAUGAAUGGCGUAGCCCAAGCUCUCGACUUCUCCCUGCUGCCUUCUCUUCCUCGUGCGAAAUCAAAUCACAAGUUAAAGGUUUUGCUCAUCGGGCUGCCCCUGGCGUCGGCUGGACUUGCUGUGAUCAUCGUGUCCAUAGUGAGGUGGAGGAUCAAGCAUGCAGAAGUGCUCGAGGAUUGGGAGCUUGAGUAUGGGCCUCAUCGGUUCUCCUACAGAGAUCUGUUCGUCGCUACAAAGGGUUUUAAAGAUAAGGAGCUGCUCGGAAUAGGCGGAUUCGGAAAGGUCUACAAGGGGGCCCUACAGACUUCUAAAUCAGAGAUUGCGGUGAAGAGAGUGUCUCAUGAAUCAAGUCAGGGCAUGAGGGAGUUCAUAGCAGAGAUCGUCAGCCUCGGCCGCCUCCGCCACCGCAACCUUGUUCAGUUGUUGGGCUAUUGCCGGCGCAAAGGGGAGCUGCUGUUGGUGUAUGAUUACAUGCCCAAUGGCAGCCUGGACAAGUUUCUGUAUGGCCAAGACAAGCCUACUCUGGAUUGGGCGACGCGCUUCCGGAUCAUCAAAGGCGUGGCAUCAGGGCUUCUGUAUCUACAUGAGGACUGGGAGCAAGUCGUCAUCCACAGAGACAUCAAGGCGAGCAACGUGCUGCUCGACCAUGAACUGAACGGAAGGUUGGGUGACUUUGGCCUGGCAAGGUUAUAUGAUCAUGGAACCGAUCCACACACCACCCGCAUCGUCGGAACCAUGGGUUAUCUUGCUCCCGAGCUUGUUCGAACAGGCAAGGCGACCACCAUCACCGACGUGUUUGCGUUCGGGGUCUUCCUCUUGGAGGUUGCUUGCGGGAGGCGGCCGGUGGACUCGGUCGCGUCCGGGGAGGAGCUGAUUUUGUUGGAUUGGGUGGUGGAGAAUUGGCGGCAGGGAUCGAUACUUGCGACGAGGGAUCCGAGGCUGGGACAAGAGUACGUGGUGGAGGAGAUGGAGCUGGUUCUGAAGCUUGGAUUUCUGUGCACCCAUCCUUUGCCGGCAGGCAGGCCGAGCAUGCGGCAAGUGGUGGAGUAUUUGGAGGGGGAGGCAGCACUUUCGGAAUUGUCGCCCACCUACCUCAGUUUCAGCGUUCUGGCGAUGCUUAACAAUGAAGGCUUCGAUGAUUACAUCAUGUCGUAUCCUUCGUCGGGAGACUUGUCCGGUGCCUUAGGAAGUCAGUUCUUAGGCGUCUUCAACCAGAGCAACAAUGGGAACUCGAGCGAUCAUAUUCUUGGCAUCGAGCUUGACACAAUCUAUGACCCUGAAUUUCAGGAUAUUGAUGACAAUCAUGUCGGAAUCGACAUUAACAGCCUGACAUCUAACUCUUCCCACACCGCUGGUUAUUAUGCUGAUGACUCUGGUUUGUUCAAAGCUUUAAGCCUUAGAAAUGGUGAAGCCCUGCAAGUUUGGAUAGAUUACGACGCCCAAGAGAUGAUGCUUAAUGUUACCCUAGCUUCAAUCCAAAUGGCCAAACCCCAAAAACCUCUCUUAUCCGCGAUCAUCGAUCUAUCAAGCGUGCUAACAGAUCCCAUGUAUGUUGGCUUCUCCUCAUCCACUGGUUCUCUCUUGACGUCUCAUUACAUUCUGGGUUGGAGCUUUAAGAUGAAUGGAGUAGCUCAAGCUCUCGACUAUUCCCUACUACCCUCGCUCCCUCGUGUGAGACCCAAGCGAGGAUCAAAGGCGUUGACCAUUUCACUGCCUCUAGCAUCAGCUGGACUAGUUCUAAUCGUCGUAGGAGUCGUGGCUUUCAUCGUAAGAUGGAGGAUCAAGUACGCAGAGGUCCGCGAGGACUGGGAGCUUGAGUACGGCCCUCAUCGGUUCUCCUACAAAGACUUGUACGAAGCUACCAAGGGUUUCAAGGACAAAGAUUUGCUCGGAAUAGGCGGAUUCGGAAAGGUCUACAAGGGGGUGCUACAGGCUUCUAAAUCGGAGAUUGCGGUGAAGAGAGUAUCUCAUGAAUCAAGACAGGGCAUGAGGGAGUUUGUCGCUGAGAUAGUUAGCAUCGGUCGCCUCCGCCACCGCAACCUUGUUCAGUUGUUGGGCUAUUGCCGACGCAAAGGUGAGCUCCUGUUGGUGUAUGAAUACAUGCCCAAUGGCAGCCUGGACAAGUUUCUGUAUGGCCAAGACAAGACAACUCUGGAUUGGGCGACGCGGUUCCGGAUCAUCAAAGGCGUGGCAUCAGGGCUUCUGUAUCUACACGAAGAUUGGGAGCAAGUCGUCAUCCACAGAGACAUCAAGGCGAGCAAUGUGCUGCUCGACCAUGAAUUGAAUGGAAGGUUGGGUGACUUCGGCCUAGCAAGACUAUACGAUCAUGGGACUGUUCCCCUGACCACCCAUGUCGUGGGAACCAUGGGUUAUCUUGCUCCCGAGCUUGUUCGAACCGGCAAGGCGGCCACCAUCACCGACGUGUUUGCAUUCGGAAUCUUCCUCUUGGAGGUUGCUUGUGGAAGGCGGCCGGUGGACUCGAUCGCGUCCGGGGAGGAGCUGAUUUUGUUGGAUUGGGUGGUGGAGAAUUGGCGGCAGGGAUCGAUACUUGCGACGAGAGAUCCGAAGCUGGGAGAUGAGUACGUGGUGGAGGAGGUGGAGUUGGUUUUGAAGCUUGGAUUGCUGUGCUCGCAUCCGCUGCCGGCAGGCAGGCCGAGCAUGCGACAAGUGGUGGAGUACUUGGAGGGCGAAGCAGCACUUCCGGAACUGUCACCGACGUACCUCAGCUUCAGCGUUCUGGCGAUGCUUCACAAUGAAGGCUUCGAUGAUUACAUCAUGUCGUAUCCUUCGUCGGUGGCCAUUUCUGGAGCUUGGUAAUUGCAGAUGGGAAGCAUUACAUUAUGACAGUUGUUGUCUCCCAUCUCCUGUUCCUUUUGUUAGUCGAUACAAUUAUUGACUUCAGAUUAACAUUGGCAGUAUAGUAGAGUGAGCUCUUAUUGAUGACA
This is a messenger RNA of Musa acuminata AAA Group (dessert banana), 3746 nucleotides long. Its product is annotated as L-type lectin-domain containing receptor kinase SIT2-like. Lineage: Eukaryota; Viridiplantae; Streptophyta; Magnoliopsida; Zingiberales; Musaceae. Gene Ontology annotation, molecular function: ATP binding; carbohydrate binding; transmembrane receptor protein serine/threonine kinase activity. The transcript is spliced from 2 exons. Gene Ontology annotation, cellular component: plasma membrane. The coding region runs from base 13 to 3618 and encodes 1201 amino acids. The record is from RefSeq and is a predicted model, not a curated record. Gene Ontology annotation, biological process: protein phosphorylation; defense response to oomycetes; defense response to bacterium.